AUGCUCUCAACAUCCCCGUCGUCCUCGUCCGACGCUCCACUCUUCACUCCUAGCGUCGCCGCCGCGCUCCUCGCACGCUGCACUUCCCGCGUCGCCGCGGCAGCGCUGCACGCCCGCCUCCUCCGCUGCUCUCGCGCCUUCUUCCGCUCCCCCUACCUCGCCAACUGCCUCGGCGCCGCGUACUCCCGCCUCGGCGCCGCACCGUCCGCCGUCGCGCUCCUACGCGCCACCGCCGCCAAGCCCAACGUGUUCUCCCACAACAUCCUCCUGUCGGCGCUUCUCAGCUCCGGCCUCCUGGAGGACGCGCGCGUGCUGUUCGACGGGAUGUCUCACAGGGACGUGGUCACCUACAACGCCAUGCUCUCCGGCUACGUCGCCGGUGCGCUUCCGGACGAGGCGUUCCGUGUCUUGUACUGCAUGAGGGAGCGUGGCGUCAGGCCAACCGCCUUCACCUUCUCCAUAGUAUCGUCGGUGGUUGGCUCUGUCCGCCGUGGCCAACAGCUUCACGCUGCUGCUGUCCGCCACGGCCUGGCACACCGUGAUGCCGUUGUAGGCAAUGCGCUUAUUGAUAUGUAUGGCCGGGUUGGGCUCUUGGAUUAUGCAGCGCGUGUCUUCUCUUGCAUGGAACAACCAGAUGUCACAUCCUGGAACUCUGUCAUGUCCGUUUACAAGGAUCAGGCUCUCAUCAGUACUGUCUUUAGGUGUUUCCGGUCCAUGAGGAGCAAAGGCUUUUCAGUUGAUGGCUUCACUGUGUCCAUCGUGCUCAGUGUUUGCUCAGAUAGGAAGGAUUUUGCCAAGGGUGACCAGAUGUUGGCACUCUGCAUUAAGACGAGUGUCCUUACAAACUCCAUCGUUUCUAGUGCUGUUAUUGACUUCCUCUGCGUGUCUGACAGACUGUCUGAUGCUGUUCAGCUCUUCAGAGAAAUGCCAACAUGGGCCUCAGAGCCUUGCAAUGCACUGAUAUCGGGCUAUGCUAGGAGUGGCCUAAUGGAAGAAGCCCUCAGCCUCUUUGCGGUGUCUAUGCGAAAUGGUAUUAUUCCAAAUGAGUUCAGUUUUGCGAGUGUGCUGAGAUGGAGUUCAUGCUUUGGUUUAAUGGAGCAGGGCACUCAAAUCCAUUGCCUGGUUUGCAAGCUUGGGUUUCAGAAUGAUGUAAUUGUUUCCACAGCCCUCACUGACAUGUACUGUAAAUUGGGGUUAACAAAGCAUGCCAGAAAAAUCUUCAGCACAGUUGGCGCCAAGGAUUUGGUGUUAUGGAAUACAAUGCUGCUUGGCCUAUUGCAAAAUGGAAGAGCUAAGGAAGCCCUUGUAAUAUUUAAAAGGAUGCUCAAGUGUGGUAUCGAACCUGAUAGAAUCACUCUUUUUGGAGCCUUAUCUGCAUAUGGUUUAGAAGGUUUGGUAACUGAAGGAAUGGAUAUAAUUACCCUGUUCAAAGAUAGGUACCAUAUUAUGCCUAGCCUGGAGCACUAUACUUGCGUGGUCGACAUGUUAUGUCGUGCUGGGAUGUUCAGAGAGGCAGUGAAUUAUGUAGAGAACAAGUUGCCAAAGUCUAGUGCUGCUACUUUCUCUAAUAUUCUGGAGGCCUGUAUAGUCCAUGGGAACAUUGGCAUGGUAGAGCUAGUUGCUGAAAAGAUGGUGAUGCAGAAAUCUCGAUUGUCACUGCCAUAUAUUGUUUUGGCUCAAAUAUAUGGUGCCAGAUGUAAGUGGGAAAAAAUGGCUGGAGUGUGGAGGUUAAUGGAAGAUCGAAGAGCAAAGAAGGUUCAGUCAUGCAGCUGGCUCUGCAUCAAGAAUCGUAUUUAUGUUUUUACGUCGGAACAGAUAUUGCACCAUGGAAAAGUAGCUACCUAUGAGGUUUUGGAUCUUCUAUUUUGGGACAUGACGGAUCAUAAAUAUGCUCUUAGUUUCGUAGAGCCCGAGAACAAUGAAGGAUUAGAUUGUGUCCAGCUGUUCCUCGACCAACCUGCUUCCUAA
This is a messenger RNA of Miscanthus lutarioriparius, 1968 nucleotides long. The record is from the annotation of a GenBank genome assembly. Lineage: Eukaryota; Viridiplantae; Streptophyta; Magnoliopsida; Poales; Poaceae.